AUGCCCCCCAAAAAGCCACCACCAAGAAAGCAGCCAGGAAAACCUUCAGGGCAAAGCAUUCGACCCACCAGUCCAGUGAAGGGACGGCACAAGCUUCGAAACGUCUUGACAAUACCCAUGGGCCGCAACGCUCGCGCAAAUCUUCUGGCUCAGAAGAUGAAUUCUUUGCUUGACCCAAAAUCAGCAGAUUUGAAAACCGAACCGUCUGGACAACGGAUGGAGGAGCAUAUAAUCCUUGAGGAUCGAAUGGAAGUGGAUGAAACAAGCGCAAUGAGCAAGGAUCUAUGGGAAGAUAUUGCACAUGACGCGGGCCCUACCGCGGGGCCCGCCGCAGGGGGUGCCGCGGGGGUUGCCGUGGGGGUGCCGCGGGGCCCGCCGCAUGGCUGGGUGUUGGGGCUGGAAUGCCGCCAUUUAUCCCUGAAAUUCUUGCAUUUUCAACAUAUCAAUGUCCGAACAUGUUCUUGUGUUCCCCCUGCAACUGUUCUACUGGAGCAUGGUGCUCUGGCCACCUCACCUAGCAAGCCACAAAUUGCUGUUACAGUCAAUACAUUGGAGAUAUACCAGGCAUUGUUUCAACGCUCCUGCAUCGCCAUUCAAGCAUUCACAAACGCUCUAACAACCCUCUAUAAUACCAGAGGAUUUGAGCUGAUGUCCAAAACCUUUGAUGGUGAACAUGCUGCUGAUCCUCUUCGACAAGCCUUAUCCCAGGCAGUGCAUGUGUACAGCAGCAUUCAACAGCAUAUCCGAAAAAUGGUCAAUGAUGCCUUGGCCAGAGAGUAUCGCCGUAGCAGCACCGGAUCAUCUCCAAGAGACUCCAUAGCUUCCACCUGUGAAAUUUCCCCUGCACAUGCUGAGCCACAUCCAUCAGUCUCAAUCACAGGACCUUGCGAGGUGUCCAUGCUCGGUGCACCCCCUGUCGCACCCCCCGCCGCACCCCCCCCUGCACCCCCCGCCGCGUCCCCCACCGCACCCCCCGCGUCAUUUACCCCUGCCAACCACACCGUCAAAUCUGAUGAUCAACUCUUGCUGGUCCCUGGAUCUGCAAAUCAGGUUCUACAGAGCCGUCAGGAGUACUUCCUGACACCUGAAGAGGUUCACAAGGUCAAAGAGACUGUGCUUUUGGCGAGGAAAUCUCCGAAGCCUCUCAAAGAGUCUCUAAUUUCAGCUGAUAUUGUGGAUGCCUGUGGAGAGUCAUGGACUGCCGCAAAUGAGCACAAACAAAAGGGGGAUCCAAAGCGCUAUGACUCCACUGGCAUCUUUGCACUGACAUGUUGUCACUCACAAGUCCUGUUCAUGUGUGAUAUAGACACUCCAGGAGAGCAGCAGCACUGCAUAAUUGCGCUCUUGGAGAAGGUGGCCUCACUCCUGCCAUCCAAUGCAACCAUUACGCAAUGUUAUGAUAUUGGUUGUUCUGUCACUUCUAUCCUCGCCGCACCCCUCUGUGGCACCCCCGCCGCACCCCCCGCCGCACCCCCCGCCGCACCCCCCGCUGCACCCCUUGAUAGAGUCCAUAUCAAUGCUGACUAUACUCCGAAGUUCCCCAUCCUUUCUGCCCAUUUGCGAUCUCGCGUAUCAUUCUCUCUGAAUGCAAUGCAUGCAUUUGGACAUCAAUGGGCCUGCCAAUUGGUCUACAACCCACGCAUGAAGUUGGGCCCCCCUGUUCAAGUCCAACGUGAGCUUGGCAAGAUAGUCAGCCUUCAAAAUCAAAUUGAAGAUAUUGAUGACACUCUGGAGCAACUCCAAAAGACUGUUGAAGAUAGACAGAGCUCGGAGGCAGCACAUAUUGCGAUCCAGGAUCUGCAAUCCACUCAUGUCAAGCUCAGUCAACAAGCUGAGCAUCUGUUCACUUCACUCAACCUGGAGACUCAUUAUCCAGAGCUGGCUGGACUUCCCUUUGAAUUUGUGCAGAUCCUGCUGCUGAUGAGGGACCUCAAGAUUCAGAUUCGCAAACAAGCAAUUAGGACAUUUUUGGAAUGGGAGAAUUUAGACCGUGCUGUCCAAGGACGAUGGGAGCCACUGGGUACAAAGCUUCAUCAAGCAGCGCGCAAAGCUCUUUCGAAAUGUCAGCCAACGCUGCAUCGUCUUAUCGACAAAUUCAAUUCCUUUUGCUCUCGACUGGAAGAGAUUCAGCCUCCACACUGCUCUGUUCCCAUCCCUCUCCCACUUCCUACCAAGCUAAACAAGCUCAAGUCUCAUACCAACCUCUUCGAAGAUGUAUGGAUCACUCCAUCGGAAGGGGAUGUCCCAUUGUGGCUCUGCGAUGAAAAUGUCCGUCAGGGAAUUUCAAGUCUCCAUGUACUGGACCGCUGUCAUGAGGAAGGGCUUCGCCUGUCCCGAGAGAGCGAAAACAUGCUGCGUUGGAUUGAUCAAGAGUCUUUGCUGCUUCUUUCAGCAAAGGAUUGCAUUUCAAAUCACAUUCUGCAACAUGAGCUGGAGCAAGAAAUCAACUUUCUAUGA
This is a messenger RNA of Mycena citricolor, 2457 nucleotides long. NCBI's taxonomy places the organism in Eukaryota, Fungi, Basidiomycota, Agaricomycetes, Agaricales, Mycenaceae. The record is from the annotation of a GenBank genome assembly.